Molecule: messenger RNA, 819 nt
Organism: Dentiscutata erythropus
Lineage: Eukaryota; Fungi; Glomeromycota; Glomeromycetes; Diversisporales; Gigasporaceae
Source: the annotation of a GenBank genome assembly
AUGACAACGAUCACUUCUACAUUCACCGAAAAUGAAAAAACAUCAAUUAGCAAACUUAAAGAUUGUCUUCCCGAUAUUAUAAAAGAUUCUGGUGUUCCUGAAAACUACGCUCUUUGGGGCGUUCUCUUAGAUAAAAAUUCAACAGAUGAACGACUUGACAUUAUUCUUGUGAAAUUUUUACGGGCCAAAAAUUGUGAUGUUUCGCAAGCAAAAGAAAUGUUAACAAAAUCCUUGAAAUGGCGUCUUGAAUUCCGAGCAGAUACCAUACUUACCGAAUCCUUCCCUUCUGACGUAUUUUGUAAAGUUGGAUUCAUUCAUAAGCAUGACAAAAAAAAUAGGCCCGUCACUUACAAUUUAUAUGGUGGCCUUAAUAAUGAAGAAGUAUUUGGAAAUUUGGAUAGAUUUUUAAGAUGGAGAAUUCAAUUGAUGGAAAAAGGAAUUCAAUUAUUGGAUUUUAAAACUAUUGAUCAAAUGAUUCAAGUUCAUGAUUAUAAUUUGAUCACUUUUGCCUCGUAUGAUACAACUGCUAAGACUGCCAGUAAAACUGUUACCCAAAUUAUGCAGGAUAAUUAUCCUGAAUUUUUGGCGGUGAAAUUUUUUGUUAACGUUCCUUGGUGGGGUGACUGGGUGUUUAAAUUUAUUUCAAUAUUUUUGUCUGAGCAAACAAAAGCAAAAUUUGUUGUCACAUCUGCUAACGGUGUUAAAGAUAGUAUGUUGGAGGUUAUUGAUGAAGAUAAUUUACCGGUUACUUAUGGUGGUAAAAGUAUUGUACCCGAGCUUGAAAAUAAGGGAAGCGCAGAUCAACCACCUUCCGAAUAA